This is a messenger RNA of Capsicum annuum, 994 nucleotides long. RefSeq names its product pathogenesis-related protein STH-2. Gene Ontology annotation, biological process: abscisic acid-activated signaling pathway; defense response. The record is from RefSeq and is a predicted model, not a curated record. Bases 231 to 701 code for a protein of 156 amino acids. Gene Ontology annotation, molecular function: signaling receptor activity; abscisic acid binding; protein phosphatase inhibitor activity. Gene Ontology annotation, cellular component: cytoplasm; nucleus. The transcript has 2 exons. NCBI's taxonomy places the organism in Eukaryota, Viridiplantae, Streptophyta, Magnoliopsida, Solanales, Solanaceae.
AAACAUUUCAAUGAACAAAGAAAACACAACAGUAAAGAAAUCAUUUCUAAAUUUUAUCCAUUCAAAAUACACCUCAACUCCACAUCAAAACACACAUCACUCCAUUUUCUCCCUAUAAAUACCAUCUAAAACUCCCACUAUAUCUCACACCACAUUAAAUUAUAUUCAUCUUAUUAUCCUCUCUCUUUCUUAUUUCUUCUUUGUUCGAGGCAAAUUAAUCAAACAACAUUAUGGGUAUCAAUACCUAUGCUCAUGAGUCCACAACCACAGUUGCACCUACUAGGUUGUUCAAAGCUUUGGUUCUUGAUUCUGACAACCUUAUCCCAAAAGUGAUGCCUGAUGUUAAGGACAUUGAGACUGUUGAUGGAGAUGAAACCAUCAAGAAGAUGAACUUUGUUGAAGGUGGUCCAAUAAAGUACUUGAAACACAAGAUUCAUGUGGUUGAUGAGAAAAACUUGGUAAGUAAAUAUUCACUUGUGGAAGGAGAUGUUCUUGGAGACAAAUUGGAAUCAAUUACUUAUGAAGUCAAAUUUGAAGCUUCUGGAAAUGGAGGAUGUGUUUGCAAGACAACAAGUGAGUACCACACAAAAGGUGAUCAUGUUGUUACUGAAGAAGAACACAAUGUAGGCAAAGAGAAAGCCAUUGACCUUCUCAAGGCUGUCGAAGCGUACCUCGUCGCCAAUCCUUCUGUCUACGCUUAAAUGAAUGAUGAAAAAUGAAUCAGAUCCACACCUACGUGCGUGUUGUGACGUUAUAUGCUUAAUAAUUAAAAGUGUGUGUUAUCUUUAAAAAACUUAAAAACUUCAGAUGAGACAACUGAGAAGUCGGACUUAAAAUAAUUAUAUACGGAGUUUUAUCAAUUCGUCAAAAGUUCCAAGGGAUUGAGUUUUACAAUAUCGUCAUAGUCUUUUGUUGAGUGUGUUCUUUUUCCAAAUGUAUGUCAUGGAGUGAACUUUCAAUAAAGAAUGGUAUCAAAAGUUAAAUACUUUUCAAA